This is a messenger RNA of Moesziomyces antarcticus, 3750 nucleotides long. Its product is annotated as voltage-gated chloride channel. The transcript has 2 exons. Gene Ontology annotation, biological process: transmembrane transport; chloride transport. The coding region runs from base 1 to 3750 and encodes 1249 amino acids. Lineage: Eukaryota; Fungi; Basidiomycota; Ustilaginomycetes; Ustilaginales; Ustilaginaceae. The record is from RefSeq and is a predicted model, not a curated record. Gene Ontology annotation, cellular component: membrane; Golgi apparatus; early endosome. Gene Ontology annotation, molecular function: voltage-gated chloride channel activity.
AUGCUUGCGAUCACCACCACCACCACCACCACCUUGACGCUGGCAGCUGGCAUCAUGAACCCACACAUUCCGUCCGGUGCGACAUCGUCGGCGACACUGUCCAACAAGGAGAAGCACUAUGCGCAGCUGGCGGCCAAGCUAGGCGCGCUCGCCACCACCUUUGACACCACCAAGCAGCAUCUCAACCUCGCCGCCGAACAGGCGUUCUACAUGCGCAAGCUCGGCAUCGCGCAGGCAUCCACAACAGGCGAGCUGCAGGGGCUAGCGGGAGUCAACCCAGCAGAGCCACCCAGCAGAGCAACCAACACCGCACCGGUCCAGCAGCCCAACGCACGCUUGCACGCACGCACGCAUCACCUCUCGCAGCAGUUGCAUUUCUCCAUCUUGCCUCCGUCCUCACCACCACCCUCGGCGUCAACCGCCAUCGUAUCCAGUGCGACUCCCAUGGCGGAUCCAAAACGCGCCGCAUCGGCCUCACGCAGCCCAUCGCGUGCACAGCCCAACUCGGGGCUCACCGUCUCCACUCGGCCACCCGCGGCUGAUACCGCCAACGACCAUGUCGAACACCGCAACGCUCAUCAAUCUGCGCCGUCCUCCGCACGCCCUCGUCUAGCCGGUCGCCGCACCAUGUCCUCCAAGUCCGACACCAGGCGUCUCUCUUCGCUCUUUGUGCCUCCCACCUCGGACGCACAACAAACCACGGACAACGCUGCCCAGCCGCACUCCUCCUCCCGUCUCGCCGCCCUCUCCAAGGGCAUCUCGGGCGCACUCUCCGGCUCCGCCUCCAUCGCCUCUCUCCGAGAGCCCCUCAGUCCGAUUCGCUCCUUCUAUGGAGGCCUCACAGGCCAGGCCAUCCCCGGCUCCCGCAAGCGCUCCAAGCAGGACUUUCGCUCCUACGACGACGCCACCUUUGAAGACGAAAUGAACCUUCCCGGCUCCGGCGGCAACGGCGUCCGCGUCUGGUACGAAUCCUACACCACCAUCGACUGGAUCCACGACGCCAUCAAAGAGAGCUCCCGUCUGCGUCGCAUCCGCAACCUCCGCGGCAUCCGCGGUCUCGCAAUCAACAGCUGGGAUCGUCUCCAGGGCUGGAUCAUCGUCACCAUCACCGGCAUCGUCACCGCACUCAUCGCAGGCUGCAUCGUCAAAUCCGAGGCCGUCCUCUUCGAUCUCAAGGACGGCUACUGCGCCAGAGAUUGGAGGCUCGCAAAACGCUUCUGCUGCCCCUACGGCAACGCUCCCGACUGGGACCAUCCCGACAUCGCUUCCGCUUCCACUUCCGCCGCAUGGUCCUACCGUACACGCUUCCUUCCCAACGCCGCCAUCCCCACCUCGCCCGCGGAUGCGCUCCAGUCGCUCGUAUCCGGCGUCGGCGUCGGAAACCGCAUCCUUUCCGGCUGGGCCGCCCCCGUCGCCGGUAGCCCCGCCUGGCACAGGCAGCCAUCCUUCCCAUCCCCUCACGCCAACGCCUCGCUCUCCGCCAUGCUCUCCCCCGUCGACUCCGAGACCGAAGACUGCCCCGGCUGGAUCUCCUGGGGUCAGAAAUUCGGCUCUGCCGCAACCCACAACUGGGCCGCCAGCUACUCGAUGUACUUUGUCGUCGCCAUCCUCUGGGCCUCCAUCGCCAGCAUCCUCACCAUCUACCUCACCUCCAGCGAACUCUACCUCAAGGACCCUGCCACCAACUCUUCCGCCACCGCCAACCUGAACCAAAACCAAAAGCCAUCCUCCGACGCCCGGCACCAUCCCAACAACCUCGACCAGGAGCCCACCGAGACUUCCGCUCUUCUCCCAACCGCCUCCUCCGACGCCAACCGACCCGAUCGACUGCACUCCCGAGACUUUGCCCGUCGCGCCAACGACCAGCGCGCUUCCAAAGCCAUCCUCCCGCGCAAGGUGCUCUACUUUGCCACCGGCUCCGGUAUCUCCGAGGUCAAAUGCAUCUUGAGCGGCUUUGUCAUCCACGGCUACCUCGGCUUCUGGACGCUCUUCACAAAGUCCGUCGGCCUCACCUUGUCCGUCGCCUCGGGCCUCUCGCUUGGCAAGGAAGGUCCCUUUGUCCACAUUGCCUCGUGCGUCGGCAACAUUGUCUGUCGCAUCUUCCCCAAGUACGAGAACAACGAGGGCAAGCGUCGCGAGAUGCUCUCGUGCGCCUGUGCCGCGGGCGUAGCCGUCGCGUUUGGCGCGCCCGUCGGCGGCGUGCUCUUCUCGCUCGAGGAGGUGAGCUACUACUUUCCCAGCAAGGUCAUGUUCCGCUCCUUCUUCUGCGCCAUGGUCGCCGCGGCUACGCUGCGCGCCAUCGACCCGUUUGGCACGGGCAAGAUCGUGCUCUUCCAGGUGACGUACGACAAGGACUGGCACUUUUACGAGAUGCUCUUCUUUGUGCUCAUCGGCAUCUUUGGCGGCCUCUACGGCGCCUACUUCACCAAGCUCAACAUGUUUUGGGCCAAAAACGUGCGCGCAAAGACGUGGAUGGCGCGCCACCCCAUCCUCGAGGUCGUCUUCAUCACCGUCGCCACCGCCGCCCUCUCCUUUUUCAACGGCUACACGCGCAUGGGCGGCGUCGAGCUCAUCGCCGAUUUGUUCAGCGAGUGCCACGAGCACGAGUCGCUCGAGGGCCUCUGCGUCUCGCAGCCCUCGCAGAUCAAGCCGCUCAUCCUCUCGAUCCUCUUUGCCAUGGCGCUCAAGGGCCUCCUCACCGUCGUCACGUUUGGCAUCAAGCUGCCCGCCGGCAUCUUUAUCCCCACAUUGGCGGUCGGCGCCUGCUUUGGACGCAUCGUCGGUCUGCUCGUCCAGUACGUCCAGUGGACGCAUCCGGAGCUGGGCUUCUUCAGCUGGUGUCCUGCGUCGGACUCGGCGUGCAUUGUGCCCGGUGUUUAUGCGAUGGUGGGUGCGGCGGCAGCGCUGUCUGGCGUCACGCGCACAACCGUCUCGCUCGCGGUGAUCAUGUUUGAGCUCACGGGCACGCUGACGUACUCGGUGCCCGUCAUGCUGUCGAUUCUGGUGGCCAAGACGAUCGCCGACGCGCUCGAGCACAAGGGCAUCUACGACCUCGUCAUCGAGUUUAGCGGACUGCCCUACCUCGACAGCAAGACCGAGUACAUCUGGAACGGCGUCAACGUCACGGAUGCCAUGGAGACCGAGGUGGAAGUCAUCUGCCUCGACGCCUUCAACUCGCUCCAGUCGCUCGCGGACAAGCUCGAUCGUCUGGCCCAGGGGUCGGGCUACACCGAUGGCGGAUUCCCGAUUGUCAGCCGCGUCGCUGCCGCUGCGUCGUCGGCCAUUCCAGCGUCUCCGCUGCUUUCGGCUAGUCUUGGAUCGCUGACGGAUGCAGCAGCGCCGAGUUCGGGCUCGGAUUCGGCGUACCAGAUGGUGGGAUACAUCGCUGCGAGCGAGUUGGAGCAUGCCUUGACGCGGGCGGUUCGGGCUGAUGUCGACAUGCGGCCCGAGGUGACACGAUGCUCGUUCAACAACAUCCCCUUUGUGCGCGCCGAGAAUGAGGGCGAAGCAAAUGUGCGCGAUUCGGUGCUGUUUACCGCUUCGGACCCUCUGGAUCUGAGUCGGUACGUCGACAAGGCACCCAUUACGGUGCAGAUCCAUUCGCCGCUCGAGCUGGUGCAUCAGUACUUUACGCGGCUCGGAGUGCGAUACCUCAUCGUGGUCGACGAGCGCGGCCUGUACCGCGGCGUCAUCUUCAAGAAGAGCUAUCUCAAGUUCCUUGACGACCUCGAGAAGCAGUCGGGACAUUGA